Sphenostylis stenocarpa is the source of this 1944-nucleotide messenger RNA. The record is from the annotation of a GenBank genome assembly. Lineage: Eukaryota; Viridiplantae; Streptophyta; Magnoliopsida; Fabales; Fabaceae.
AUGGCGACUUGUAUACCUGCUGGAAGUGGCACGCUGCAAUUUAGAGUGACAAACUGCAAGGGACACAGCUGUAGAAGGACUGCUUCAGUUUCUGGUGCGCAAAUCGCGAGAUUCUUACGAAAAGAUCUUUCAUGGUCUAAAGCAGUAUCCAAGGUCCUGCAGAAACACAAAUGUGUGUUUUCUGCACCUCCAUUUCAAAAGAAUCAGAAACUCUUCAAAAUCAUUUCCUCUUGCAAGAUAGACGGUCCCACAAAAUGCUUUGACUUUUCCGUUAUUGGGAGUGGGAUUGCUGGCCUCUGCUAUGCGCUUGAGGUUGCAAAAUAUGGAUCCGUUGCAGUGAUAACCAAGGCUGAGUCUCAUGAAUGCAAUACUAAUUAUGCUCAAGGUGGUGUUAGUGCUGUGCUAAGCCCUUCAGAUUCUGUAGAGAGCCACAUGAAAGACACCAUUGUGGCUGGGGCUUAUCUUUGUGACGAGGAAAGCGUCCGAGUUGUCUGUACUGAAGGACCUGAAAGAGUCAGAGAAUUAAUUGCUAUGGGUGCCUCGUUUGACCAUGGGGAAGAUGGUAACUUGCAUUUAAUGAGGGAGGGAGGUCAUUCACAUCAUAGAAUUGUUCAUGCUGCUGACAUGACUGGAAAAGAGAUUGAACGAGCUUUACUAAAGGCAGUUAUCAAGAAUUCUAAUAUUUUUGUGUUCGAACACCAUUUCGCAAUUGAUCUUCUUACUUGUCAGGAUGGAUCUGAUAUAAUUUGUCUUGGUGUUGACACACUGAAUACUAAAACCCUAGAGGUGAUAAGAUUUCUUUCAAAGGUGACUUUACUUGCAUCUGGUGGAGCUGGGCAUAUUUAUCCCAAAACUACAAAUCCUCUGGUAGCCACCGGAGAUGGGAUUGCCAUGGCACACCGAGCUCAAGCUGUGAUUUCCAACAUGGAGUUUGUGCAGUUCCAUCCAACUGCUUUAGCUGAUGAAGGACUUCCUAUUAAACCAACCAAGCCUAGGGAAAAUGCAUUUUUGAUAUCCGAAGCUGUCAGAGGUGAUGGGGGCAUCCUUUAUAAUUUAGGCAUGGAAAGAUUCAUGCCCAUGUAUGAUGAGAGGGCAGAGCUUGCUCCAAGGGAUGUUGUGGCUAGAAGCAUAGAUGACCAACUUAAAAAGCGGGAUGAGAAGUAUGUUCUCCUUGAUAUAAGUCACAAGCCAAAGGAGGAAAUUCUCUCCCAUUUUCCCAACAUUUCUUCUAUGUGUCUCCAGCAUGGUUUGGACAUAACUCAUCAUCCAAUCCCGGUUGUUCCAGCUGCGCAUUACAUGUGUGGAGGAGUUCAAGCUGGUCUCCAAGGAGAGACCAAUGUGAAAGGUCUGUAUGUAGCUGGUGAGGUAGCAUGCACAGGUUUGCAUGGAGCAAACAGACUUGCUAGCAACUCAUUGCUUGAGGCAUUGGUUUUUGCAAGAAGAGCUGUGCAGCCCUCAGUUGAUUGCAUGAAGAACUCUAGCCUUGAUCUGACUGCCUCAAACUUGUGGCCUAGACCUGCCAUGCCUUUGUCACUCUCUAGUAACGUCACUGACAAGAUUUUGUCAAUGACAAAGGAAUUGAGGACAGAAUUGCAAUCUAUCAUGUGGAACUAUGUAGGAAUUGUUCGGUCCACGUUGAGACUAGAAACUGCCGAGCAAAAAAUUGGUAACUUGGAGUCUAAAUGGGAGGGCUGCUUGUUUCAGCAUGGAUGGAAGCCAACAAUGGCAGGCCCUGAGAUCUGUGAGAUGAGAAACCUCUUUUGCUGUGCAAAGCUGGUUAUAAGCAGUGCCCUUUCUAGGCGUGAGAGCCGAGGACUGCAUUACACAGUUGAUUUUCCUGAUCUUGAGGAAAGCAAGAGACUUCCCACAAUCAUUUUUCCUAGUUCAGCUGUAAACAGUACAUGGAGUUCUCGACAAUUACACAAACAGCCCAUGUACCAGUAA